UGCUGCUGCCAGUCUGACAGUUUUCUCGCCCCACUCCGCUUGCAGCAUGGCUCAAGUGGAGGAGAACUACACUGAAGUCUCAGCGUUUAUUAUCGUGGGCUUCCCAGGUCUCCAGCUGGAGUAUUUUCACACGGUGGCAUGGUUUUUGUUCAUCCUCUAUGUGACCACAGUGGUGGGAAACCUGGUGUUGGUGGUGAUGUUUGCUCUGGAGCACAGUCUCCAGAAGCCCAUGUACAUCAUCAUGGUCAGCCUGGCGCUCUCAGACAUUGGCUUUACCACAGUGGCUUUACCAAAACUUAUUGCUCGCUACUGGUGGAAUGAUGCGAGCAUUGGCUUUUACACAUGCCAUUUCCAAAGACACAUGAUCCACUAUUUUGGGAGUUUGAACUCCAUGAUUAUGCUGACCAUGGCUGUGGAUCGGUAUCUGGCCGUCUGUUUUCCUCUCAGAUAUCCCAUGCUUAUGACGGCCCCGACUAUGACAAUCCUGACAGUUUUCUCCUGGUUAGUGGCACACGUCUUCCCUGGUGUCACCUCCAUUAACUUUACCCAGAUAUCUUUUUGUGGGUCUAAUGAAAUCAUACAGGCUUUUUGUGAAACUCUAUCCCUUACCGCUCUUGCAUGUGGGGAUAAAAGUUAUCUGUCCUGGGCUUCAUAUGUCACUGCAAUGUUUAUCCUUCUUGUUCCUUUGGGCUUUGUGAUUUUCUCCUACUUUUUCAUCAUAAUCUCAGUCUUUCACAUGACCAGCGGACAGGGCAGAAGGAAGACCUUAUCGACGUGUGCCACCCAGGGCUUCAUCAUUUCAAUCUACUACAUACCACGCUUCUUCGUCUACUCCGCACCACACGUUCCUAACAUGCAGAUGACCCCGGACAGCCGAAUAGCCACAACCUUUUUCUACAGCUUCUUCCCUCCGCUCAUAAACCCGUUUGUGUAUUGUCUGAGAACCAAGGAGAUCAAGGCGAUAUGGAGCCGCUGGGUUCAGAGGCUACAGGUUGUUCAGCCCAAGUCCAGCAAAACGGCCGAUGUCCCCAAAGUAAAAUGAAAAACUUAAACCAUCUUUUUUAUUUAAUGCAUCUUUCUGUAAUAUGUUAUUGCUACCACCUUGGUUUCCCAGCAUUCUAUCACUUGUCUCUAGAAAAGACGAUUAUUCGCUCAUAACUUUAAGUUUUUGAAAGGUGAAGCUCAAUAAUCCGUUGGGUUCCACACAGUCCCAGA
Poecilia reticulata (guppy) is the source of this 1215-nucleotide messenger RNA. NCBI's taxonomy places the organism in Eukaryota, Metazoa, Chordata, Actinopteri, Cyprinodontiformes, Poeciliidae. The record is from RefSeq and is a predicted model, not a curated record.